Colletotrichum abscissum is the source of this 471-nucleotide messenger RNA. RefSeq lists its product as uncharacterized. The coding region runs from base 1 to 471 and encodes 156 amino acids. Lineage: Eukaryota; Fungi; Ascomycota; Sordariomycetes; Glomerellales; Glomerellaceae. The transcript is spliced from 3 exons. The record is from RefSeq and is a predicted model, not a curated record. Gene Ontology annotation, cellular component: membrane.
AUGUCUUUCUUCGGUCUGGACCUCGCCCAAAAGGGGCUCUCCCUUUACACUAUUCCGGCCGCCUUUAUCAUGGCGAUGCUGCCCAAUGUCUACGCCGUCUCCGGAGCAGGAGCACACUACGACCUCUGCAACCCGAGAAAGCUCCAAACUAGUGUCGUGGCCGAUGACAAGCUAGACAAGAUUGCCAAAGCCCGCAUUCUCCGCGCCAAGGCCGCAUCGGAGAACGCCUUUGAGACGCUCGGCUUCUACUCUGCCGCCGUGGUCGCCGCCAACUUUGCCAGGGUAGACGCCGAGACCGUUAACGUCUUGACACUGGGCUACAUCGCUUCCAGGGCCCUGUACAACAUCAUCUACGUCCGCCUGCAGGACAACCGUAGCUUCGGCCCCCUGCGAAGUCUCGCUUGGCUUGCCAGCAUCGCCAUCACCGUUACGUUGUAUGCUAAGGCAGCUACGCAGUUGGCGUCUUCCUAA